AGUUGGGUUUUCCAUAAUCAUGGUGACCACGGGCCACCCAAAAAACGUCGACAGUCAACCAGUCCGUCUUAGAUACCAUUAAGCCAAUUAAACACAAAACCAAAUAAACCGAAAACCCCAAACGCAACCAGAAGAAGCUCUCUGCCCCCAAAUCCCCAAUCUUCACCGGUUCAGGUUCAGCAUCCGGUGAAUAAUGCAGGACUCGAAUGUUCCUCUUUCGGAUGAAUUUUCGAUUCCCAAGUCGCGGAAGAAGAAGGUUACUGCCCAGAAAGGCCCCUUGUUUCAGGUGCAAGGGAAUGAGGGGAAUGAGGUGAAUGAGGCUCCUUUUCUUCCUGUAAAAGCUGGGAGCAAGCCAUCCAAAAGAAGCGUGAAGAGGGAAGUUUCGCCAAUGGUACAGAAACCGGAGAGGUCGAAUUCGAAUGCGUUGCCUGAUUCGUCUACGUCUGGAAGAAACUACCGUGAGCUGAGGCUGAAGUACUUGAGGAUGGAAGAAGAGAGCUUUACGGUGGGGAAAGAUCUACGAGAGGUUGAAGAAGAGGUUAAGACACUUGAGGAGGAGAAGUUUGCACUCUUGGACCAGCUUGUUGUGUUAGAAGGCCUGGUUGAUCCUUCAGAGUUGCAACCCCAGGGUCUGCAUUCAUCCUAGUUUAUCUCUUUGUAUCAUUUUGUUUGAUUACUCAGCACACAUGUAUAAUAUGAUAUAAGGUCUCAAAGAUUAGGGAUCGGCUAUUGUUAAAACUUCAAAAAGAGUGUAUCCGGUUCCUUUUGUAACUUGAUAUAUGUACUUGAUGUCUAAUGUUUGAAUACAUAAAUUGAUGUUGCCUA
Molecule: messenger RNA, 825 nt
Organism: Argentina anserina (silverweed cinquefoil)
Lineage: Eukaryota; Viridiplantae; Streptophyta; Magnoliopsida; Rosales; Rosaceae
Exons: 2
Coding region: 194-646 (150 amino acids)
Source: RefSeq, a predicted model, not a curated record